AUGUCAGUCGACAACGCAUCACCAAAAGACGUCUGUGUCGGCUGCAGCCAAGAGGUGGAGGCGAAGUCUGGCCUCCUGAUGCCACAAUGCCAGUGCUUCUACUGCCCGGCAUGCCUUCGGAACAGGGUUGAAUACGCGUUCGAGAAUCCGCCAAGGUGCUGCUAUGAGGCGCUGUCUUUCAGGUCAGCAAAAACGCUGCUCCCAGCCAGGCUUGUACACCAGAUCCAGACAAACCUCCUCGAACUCACCACUAAGAAGAGACUCCACUGCCAUAAUCCGAACUGCGGUGUCUUUGUCGCACCUCGUCACAUCCACAACAGCAAUGGGUACUGCCAGAAGUGUCUCGCGGUCACAUGCGCCAAGUGUCGAGAGAAAGAGCAUUUCGGGCGGUGCAGCAACACCAUCGAGCAGCUCAGACAGAAAUACAAAUUCCAGCAGUGCCCAACUUGUGGUCACGUGGUGGAAAGAUUCGGUGGCUGCAACCACAUGUCCUGCACCUGCGGCUCCGAAGAGUGCGAAUGCAUCGGUGAUGAGCAUGAGAGCGAAGAUAAAGACGAAUAA
Molecule: messenger RNA, 561 nt
Organism: Fulvia fulva
Lineage: Eukaryota; Fungi; Ascomycota; Dothideomycetes; Mycosphaerellales; Mycosphaerellaceae
Exons: 3
Coding region: 1-561 (186 amino acids)
Molecular function (GO): zinc ion binding
Source: RefSeq, a predicted model, not a curated record